This is a messenger RNA of Oryza sativa Japonica Group (Japanese rice), 2694 nucleotides long. RefSeq names its product E3 ubiquitin-protein ligase WAV3. Lineage: Eukaryota; Viridiplantae; Streptophyta; Magnoliopsida; Poales; Poaceae. The record is from RefSeq and is a predicted model, not a curated record.
ACCUGUAUACCAUCCAUCCUUGCGAACACCCUCAUAUCUGAUUUAAUUAAUCAGCUGCAGUGCCACACACAAUCAACAAAGACAAAUGUCUCAGGCUCAAGCUGCAAACACUGUGCAAGUGACGGCCUACGCCAAGGUCGACGCCGUCCAUGUCGAUGCGGUGAAGCAGCGGCCGGGCGUCCCCGUGCUGGUGCGCGUCGUCGCGCCACCGCCGGCGGCGGCGUCAUCGGAGCGCGCCCCGAUUGACCUCGUCGCGGUGCUCGACGUCAGCUGCUGCGGCGGGCUGGGGCCGGUGAACCGGAUGGAUCUCCUCAAGAAGGCCAUGGGCUUCGUCAUCGACAAGCUCGGCGAGCAUGACCGCCUCGCCGUCGUCCCCGUCCAGGCCUCCGCCGCCAUCGCCGAGAAGCACGAUCUCGUGGAGAUGAACGCUGAGGGACGGAAGGAGGCCACUAGGAUGGUGCAGUCGUCGUUGACGGUCACCGGCGAAAACAAGUUGUCAACGGCCUUGAAGAAGGCAGCGACGAUAUUGGAAGGUCGGAAAGACCAUGACAAGAAAAGACCGGGGUUCAUCGUCCUCAUCUCCGACGGCGACGACGCCUCCGUCCUCAACGAUGCCAUGAACCUCAACUGCUCCGUCCACGCCUUCGGCUUCCGCGACGCCCACAACGCAAGGGCCAUGCACCGCAUCGCCAACACCUCGGCCGGCACCUACGGCAUCCUCAACGACGGCCACGACGGGCUCGCCGACGCCUUCGUCACCAGCGUCGGCAACAUCACCUCCAUCGUCGCCGUCGACGCGGAGGUCAGCGUCUCCUGCAGCGGCGCGGAGUCGACGGCGGCGAAGCUGACGGCCAUCGAGUCCGGCAGGUUCAAGCACGACAUCAAUGGUGGCGGAAAGCGCGGCACCAUCCAGGCCGGCGCCCUCCAGGCCGGCGCGGUGAGGAGCUUCCUCGUCUACGUGGACAACGUCGGCGACGACGAGCUCGAACACCUGCCGAGCAUGCUCACCGUCGGCGUGCAGUACGAGGACCGUUCGACGACGACGUCGCAGAACGCGGCGGAGAACCAGGCCGGGCGAGAGAUGGCACGGCGAACCGCCCAGGUCGUCGUCGUCAGGGACGGCGACGAGCACUCGAGGUUGGUGGCGGCGGAGAUCGUCCGCGUCGCGGCGAUGAGGAUCGUCGGCGAGAUCAUCAAAAAUUACGGCGACAACGGGAGGGCGCUCGCCGGCGCCGCCGACGAGCUGCACAAGCAGUGGAGCCUCCUGAAGAAGUCGGAGUUCGCCAAGGAGGCCGCCCCGGCGUGCUUCGUCUCCGCGCUCGACGCGGAGAUGUCGGAGAUGGAGGCCACCCUGCGCCGGAGCUCCGGCAUGUCGUACAUGCUGUCGUGGCAGACCUGCCACUCCCUGCAGCACCUGCAGCACGCGCGUUCGUCGUCGUCGCCGUCGGCGACGACGUCGGUGGCGGCGGCGGCGAAGGGGAACGGCGGCGCGUCGGCUGUGGCGGCGGCAGCGCGGCAGAGCUUCACGGCGGGAGGGGCGGCGGCGAUGGGCAAGUUCGUGUGGUCCGGAGCUCAUCACGGCGGCGGCGGCGGCGGCGGCGAGAGGAAGCGCAAGUACCAGAGCUCGGAGAUGGAGAUGAUCGAGCAGCGGCUGGCGUACUGGACCAAGGUGAAGUGCGAGCUGCCGCCGAUGCAUCACGACGGCGAGUGCCCCGACCACAUGACCACCAUCUUCCGCGAUGCCUCCCGCGACUCCAUCGACCGCGCCAUGUUCCACGACGUCUUCUUGGCCGUCGUGCAUGCGACCGGCCGGAGGAGCUCCAAGUCCGGCGGCGGCGGGGACAGUUCAUGCGGCCUCUGAGACGGCGGAGCUGCAUGCAUGCAAACGCCGGCCAUCUGCAUCCAUGCACAUGCAUGCAUGCAUGUAUGUUGCAUGUGCUUCCAUAUAUAUAUAUAUAUAUACAUACAUACAUACAACAAGAAUACAAAUUAAUAUCACCCAUAAAUAAGAUUAUACGUACGCCAUGAUAUGCUUAUAAUUAAAUAUGCUUACGUAUGCAUGCAUGCAUACGCUAUGUACGGACCGUAUAUAUAGAUACUACUGCUUUUCGCCGUUCUGGUACGUGUACAUGCCCCUAUAUAUGCAUCACUAUCGACACAUUGUAUACCAGUACUACAAAUAUGCAACUGUUCAAGUGCUAUAUUUUUGCCUCUGCAAUUAUUCAGUACUUCGAGCUAAAUUAUCCUAACUACGUGCCUAAACAAGCUAAGUUCAGUUAACAAGUUGAUUAUGAUAUGUUCGGGGUUCGUCAAUCUCAAGAUAUACCAAUAUAAGUAUACACCGGGAAUGCUUAUAGAAGUAAGGUGCAUAUAUAUGUAUGUUUAUAGGGACGAGUACUUAUUGUAAGCGGUACAUUUGUAUUAUAUUGUAUUUCUUUUGAAUAAAAGAAGCGGUUAGAUGCGUAAUAUCUGUAAUUGCACCUGUUCCAGAAGAACCCUAACUAGUACUACUAUGUGUACACGUCCUUGCGAACUUUGAGGCAGACAAGCAGGGUGGAAGCACUCCGUGUACUGUGACCCAGCAAGAUCCGGGCCGUUCGUAUCUCAGAUCGGAUGAUAGAAGUCUAUCUCUUUUUUUACUUUUUCUUUUUUUUUCUUUAUUUACCUGUAAGCUGUAAAUAUCGAGCUAUUAAU